This is a messenger RNA of Onychostoma macrolepis, 5054 nucleotides long. It is a transcript of the gene prkcg, whose product is annotated as protein kinase C, gamma. NCBI's taxonomy places the organism in Eukaryota, Metazoa, Chordata, Actinopteri, Cypriniformes, Cyprinidae. Gene Ontology annotation, molecular function: ATP binding; zinc ion binding; diacylglycerol-dependent serine/threonine kinase activity. Gene Ontology annotation, biological process: protein phosphorylation. The transcript has 18 exons. The record is from RefSeq and is a predicted model, not a curated record. The coding region runs from base 1002 to 3089 and encodes 695 amino acids.
CUCCAGCCGUGCUCCAUCUUCGGUCUGAGCUGAGUAUUACGAUGUCCUCAGUGCUUCUCUCCUCCAAUGAGAACAGUGGAUAGCAAAUGUCUGGGAUUUUUCUGAAUGCUGAACUUCCUGUCUCAUUCUCAGUGGUUCACUGGAGCUGUCGAUCAGGCCUCAGAGUCAUAUGAGCAACAUGGCUGCCAAGACAUCCGUCUGUCCAAACACUCUUAUAGAGUGAGACUGGCAGUGUUACAGACUGAAGCUGAUAAUUGAUCACUGAUCAGAUUUCUUUGCUUUCAACGCUUGUCUGCACUGAAGGAGCUACUGGCUGACAGAGCUGCUGGCCAACAUCUCCCUCUCUUCAUCGCUCUGUCCUCUUUCCUCACCCUCCCAUCAUCUGUCUGUCUUUUACUCUCUAGAGAGGGGUAACCCAGAUUUCAAAAACGAAUUGCUGCCUAUUUCUCUUCAUCUACUCCCUCCUUUUCCCUCUCGCUCUCUCUCUCUCUCUCUCCCUCUCUCUCUAUCUCACUUCACUUCAUCCCCUCUUUCUGUUGGUAAAAACAGAAUCAAUCUUGGAAAGUGAAAAUCGCCUCUUUUCCUCACCCCAUCUAUACUCUAUUGGAUAAAGGAAUAUACGGCCGUACACUCCUCCUUCUUCUCUCUUUCCUGGAAAGCUGCUGUAUCAUCCUUCCCUUCAUUUUUAAUUUCCUUUUUGGGCUUUGAUUCUUUUUUCAGGUGCGUUUCUUCUCUUGUAGACCUUCUCUUCUGUUUUUUUUUUUCUUUUACUUUUUUAUGAGCCAAGGAUUGAUUGCAUAGAAUAACAAGAGUCUUGAGAAGAAGUGAGAGGAAGAGAGAGGGGAGGAAGAGGAGAAACCAUACUGCCACACUUACAGACGUUUUUCUUCUCCCCGUUUAUAAAUCCUCUCGUUGGUCCUUAACCCCUCGCUUGCAUAACCCGUCCAUCUGUCUCCCAGUCUUCUUCUCUGUGUCUUGCUCUCUCCAACCCAACUGGUAGCAUGUCUACCCCGGUCUCUCCGACUCCAUCUCUGUCUCCCCUGGCUCUGUCCUCCCCAUCUCCCUCCUCCUCCCCGCUCCCCUCUCCUCUUUCUCCUCCCCCCAGGCUGCCAGUCUUCCAGAGGAAGGGAGCUCUCAAGCACAAGAGGGUCAUUGAAGUGAAGGACCACCAGUUCACAGCCCGAUUCUUCAAGCAGCCUACUUUCUGCAGCCACUGCACUGACUUCAUCUGGGGAAUUGGAAAGCAAGGAUUCCAGUGUCAAGUCUGCAGUUUUGUGGUGCACAAACGCUGCCAUGAGUUUGUCACUUUUACUUGUCCCGGAGCCAUCACUGCUCCCAAAGCAGAGGAUCUCAAGAGCAAACACAAGUUUAAAGUACAUACAUACUCCAGUCCAACCUUCUGUGAUCACUGUGGGUCUCUGCUGUAUGGCCUCAUACAUCAGGGCAUGAAAUGUGCCAGUUGUGACAUGAAUGUACACAAGCGCUGUGAGAGCAGCGUCCCCAGCCUGUGCGGACAGGACCACACUGAGAAAAGAGGACGGAUUCGCCUGACCGUGCGUGGAGAGAAAGAGGACAUAUAUGUCACAGUGCAUGAAGCACAUAACCUGAUACCCAUGGAUCCUAACGGCCUGUCAGACCCUUAUGUGAAGCUCAAACUCAUUCCUGAUCCAAAAAGCCAGAGCAAACAGAAAACCAAAACCAUCCGUUCUACACUCAACCCUAUCUGGAACGAGAGCUUCACAUUUUCAGUGCGUGGGAGGCAGUGGGACAGGCGUUUGUCUGUAGAGGUCUGGGACUGGGAUCGGACCUCACGGAAUGACUUCAUGGGUGCUCUGUCAUUUGGCGUUAGUGAGAUAUUCAGACGUUCAGUCAGCGGCUGGUUCAAAUUACUCAACCAGGAUGAGGGAGAGUAUUAUAACAUCCCUGUACCUGACCCAGACCUGCAGGUACCAGAUGCUGCUAUCAUGCCCUCUAUUCCUCCUACUCCUGUUACUGUGACGACGCCUGUUCCUACUGUGACCCCUCCUGUUCUGAGUCCGACUCCCACUGCACUGCACACGGGCAAAGGCCAAGUCAGGCUGCACGAUUUCAACUUCCUCAUGGUUCUGGGCAAAGGGAGUUUUGGCAAGGUCCUGUUGGCAGAGGAGAGGGGCAGCGAGCGCUUGUUUGCGGUGAAGGUGUUGAAGAAGGACGUGCUCUUUCAGGAUGAGGACACAGAGAGCGCAAUGGUGGAGAGAAGAGUGCUGGGCCUCGUGGGGCGACCUCACUUCCUGACCUCCCUCUACUGCGCCUUUCAAACCGAGGAUCGUCUGUAUUACGUCAUGGAGUACGUGAACGGUGGUGAUCUUAUGUUUCACAUCCAAAUCGUCGGCAAGUUUAAAGAACCGCAUGCAGCGUUCUAUGCUGCUGAGAUCGCGGUGGGCCUGUUCUUCCUGCACAACAAAGGCAUCAUAUACAGAGAUCUAAAGCUGGACAAUGUCCUGCUGGACAGUGAAGGACACAUAAAGAUAGCGGACUUUGGGAUGUGUAGGGAAGGCAUGAUUGAAGGGGACACCACUCGGACCUUCUGUGGCACACCUGAUUACAUCGCACCUGAGAUUGUGGCGUAUCAGCCGUAUGGUAAAGCAGUGGACUGGUGGUCGUAUGGAGUCCUACUCUAUGAGAUGCUGGCUGGGCAGCCUCCUUUUGAUGGCAUAGAUGAGGAGGAGCUGUUUCAGUCCAUCAUGGAACAGAGCGUUUCAUAUCCGAAGAGUCUCUCUCGGGAGGCUGUGGCCAUCUGCAAAGGGCUCCUCACCAAGAACCCCGCUAAGCGUUUGGGUGGAGGAGAGGAUGCAGAGAGAGAGCUGCGGGAGCAUCCUUUUUUCCGCUGGAUAGACUGGGACCGACUGGAGAGACUGGAGAUACAGCCUCCCUUCAAACCCAGAAGUGGAGGCAGAAAAGGAGAGAACUUUGAUAAGUUUUUCACAUCCACCCCCUCCGCCCUCACGCCCUCUGACCCGGAUGUUCUCGCCGCUAUAAGUCAAGAGGAAUUCCAAGAUUUCACCUACAUAAACCCGGAAUUUCCCCCCUCACCCCUAACAGCUGUCUGAGAAAACCUCAAUCAAUCCACACCAACCGUCUUUUGACUUUUUCUGCUCCUGUUCAUGAUUUAAACUAUGGUGACCAAAAAAAAAAAGAAUGUGUAAUUUGGCUUCAGCUUGCUUACAAUAGGAGUCUGUCUCAAUUAGACCAGCAAUCACCUUCUGCAACAACACCACAAUGAUUUUAAUCAUCUUAACGGUAAAGCAAACUAAGCAUUAAUAAUAUUUAGCCGGUCCACUCUGAGAGUAUCAACCUGAAUUAUUUAAGGGUCAUGCAUUCAUGCCAUUAUCUCAUUGGACAAUAGGAUCUUAUUGGAUAUCCCUUUGGAUGCUAGUAGUUGCCAUGACCUAAUUUUAACUGAGUGCACUAUAGAAACCAGCAUGAACAUGAUUUCCCCCAUGUUUUAAAGUUCACUUCAAGCUGAUUAUUUAAUCUCAGAUCAAACUAAUGCGUUUCUGCUUGUCUUUGUGUAAGAUCUUGUUUGCUCUGGUUUGGUUUAGGUUACUAAAUAAUUGCAGACAGGUGAGCAAAUACUGGUAAUCCUUUCAUCUAACAACUGGUAUAGAAACUCAGUAUUAUGAUUUAGGAGUCACACACAUGACAGCUAAAUGCAAAAAAGAAAAAAAAAAAGAAAGAUUAAUGCUUCGGCAUAUAAACUACUUGUUUGUGACAUGAAUGUUAGAGCUGAUACUGUAUAUCUCUGUAGAUGCAUUAGAAUCCAAAUAUGAUUCUAUACAGACUAUAAAUGUUUGCAUCAUCUUAGCAUUUUACAAAAAUAAGUCUUUGGGAUCCAUGUUAUUAAAACAAAUGACUUUAUGAAAAACCCAAAUUUAGAUAUUUAUGAUUUAUUCCAUAUAUGUAUAUGCAUAUCUAUAUAAAGUAUGUGCAGUGUAUUAUAAAGUAUGUUAAUGUUUAUUCAAAAUUACAGAAAUUUUCAAUGAACAUGUUAAACAAUAUCAUCAGUAUAAAAUAAAAAUGUCCAUGUAAUCACAAUGUUUUGCAACCUCUAGUGUGAAGAAAAUGUGGUUCCAAAUUACAUCAACCAAAAUUGUGUUUAUAGUGCAUAGGAUUGAUUAAAUUUAAGUGUUAAUUAUUAUAUUACCAAACUGGUCUCAAAACAGCUUUCGAAAUCUGAGAUUUAUGGAUGAAUUUGAGUGUUAUUUGUGUGAAGCUGGUAUGAAUAUGGUUAUUUAGACACUGUGAGGUCUCGAGAUCAGCAUGCACUUGUAUUGCAUAGUGAAAAAUCAUGAUGCCUGACCUGGAAAGACCCGAGUCUGCACCCUGUGCCCAAAAUGUCCAUCUAAUACAACUUGAAAGUUGCACUGACGACAAAAUACUGCCAACAGAAAUGUGGGAACAUUUCAUGCAUUAUGUGGGAAACACAGUUUAGGAGGAGUGAAAGGUUAGGUAAAAAGACAUGUGUGAAUGUGGAAUAACUGAAAUUUAUUAUUUAAAAAAAAAAAAUCAUCCCUGGAAUUUGUAACAAGACAAAAAUGAUUGAUAACUGCCUGAUCCUGUUCAACAUUUCCCAGCCUUUUAUUUCAUCGCUGUCUUGCUGAUCUUGUGGUUAUGAAAAUGGGCUACUUUGUAAAUCAGUUCUGCUCCUGGAGAUCGACUGUACAUUUCUGCAGAUUGGUUCCAGCUACAGCACACCUGCCAAACGUUCAGUUGAACCCAACCAAUUAACAGCGGUGCUUGUUUUUAGGUUGGAACUAAGCUCUGUAGGUAGAUCUACAAAAGCUACUUAAAAUAUUAAUGUACUAAUUAGUGAAAACUCCAUGUAUUGAUGUAAUUAUGCUAUAUACUAUGUCUCUAUUUGUUUCCAAUCACAAUAAACAAUUCAACCUCAGUAUCAAAGAUAAUUUGGUUAAAUGUGCAUGAUAGAUAGAUAGAUAGAACCAUUGCAGAAUAAUUUUGUAUUGAGUUGUUUUGUGUUUUCAAAGUGUGAAAAUAAAAUAGAUGACUUAAACGGA